Prorocentrum cordatum is the source of this 960-nucleotide messenger RNA. The record is from the annotation of a GenBank genome assembly. NCBI's taxonomy places the organism in Eukaryota, Dinophyceae, Prorocentrales, Prorocentraceae.
GUUCCGUUGAUGGCGCCAUGGACGUGCGCAUGGCAAUGCAGAUGCGGGCAGCAGAACUGGAAUACCUCGGUGAACUGCGUCAAGUGCAACGGUCAUUGGAAGUCUUCCAAGAAAGAGAACGGCACCAACAACCACAAGGGCCGCCAGAGAUCCAAGAGCCAGAAGAGCCAGAGAUCGACAUCGGAGUCACGCCCAUGGGAAGACGAGACGAAGCCCAAUGGUGCCCCAUACGUACGAAUGGCGACUCCAGCAGAAGCACAGGCUCAUCCAGACUAUCGUCCUUUGAGUUCGCGUGCCACGGAGUCGGAGAAGAAAGAGUACUACAGAGAGAUUCGCUCCAGGCUGAACCUGCUCCAGCAGAGGUACAACUUAGCCUGGGCCAUGAGAGAGCCAGUGCAGGAGCUGGCCACAUCUAUUUCCAUACUGAGACGAAUAUUGAUAUCGGAGAAGAGUCUACAUCAGCAGAGCGCCUGGACAGAGACUACCAUUGCCAGGAUGAUGCUGCGUGUGGAAGCAGCCAACAAAGAAGUCGCAUCGCUCAAGGAUCACCUCCAGGCGAAGAUCAACGUCAGAGACAACCUCCAGGACCAGCUGGACGCGCUGAAGCGCACCAAGAUGGAGAUACACCAGCUCAUGGAGGCGGAGAAGCAGCAGAAGGAGAUGGAGACCAGCACAGACAUGGACGAGGACAAGCCGUGCCAGGGCCUAGUGGUCUUCCCCGAGCGCCCGAUAGAGGAGUCCCCUCCAGGCGCGGCCUCCACACCAGCAUCGACACCGGUUGCGUCCACUGCAGGCACGGCACCGCCCAGCGCCAGCAUUCAGCAGGCAGUCCAGCUGCAGGUCGAAGCGCAGCUGAAGCCCAUGGCGGACCAGAUGAUGCAGAUGCAGCAGAUGAUGGAGGACACGUCCGCGGGAUGGAUCACGGUGAAGGAGAGGGCCGCGGCCUUCGAGAGCGGCUCG